AAGCCUGUGCCUGUGGCGCUGGUGGCCUGGCUCAUGUCCCAUGAGCUGUGAGGUGCGCGCAUCGGGGGCGCGCAGACGCGGCACUCAUGUUCCGGUGAAAUUCAAACGGUUCCGUCCUGUGCUUGCGGCGGGAGGCGGAGGAGACUCCGGGACAGCGGCCUAAGAUGUCAAAUGUCUAGAAUAAAUGGCGUCCAAAGUAACAGAUGCAAUAGUUUGGUACCAGAAAAAGAUUGGAGCAUACGACCAGCAAAUAUGGGAAAAAUCUGUAGAACAAAGAGAAAUAAAGUUCAUUAAAUUGGGUUUACGGAACAAGCCAAAGAAAACUGGGCAUGUAAAACCAGACCUAAUUGAUGUGGAUCUUGUCAGAGGGUCUGCAUUUGCAAAAGCAAAACCUGAAAGCCCAUGGACAUCUCUGACGAGGAAAGGAAUUGUUCGUGUUGUGUUUUUUCCUUUUUUCUUUAGAUGGUGGCUUCAAGUUACUUCAAAGGUCAUCUUUUUUUGGUUGCUUUUACUAUAUCUUCUUCAAGUUGCCUCAGUAGUUCUUUAUACCAUUUCACCCGGGCCUCACUGUGUACCCUUUACUGAAAUUAUUGGACCAGUAUGGCUGAUGCUUCUCCUUGGAACAGUGCAUUGCCAGAUUGUAUCAACAAGGACUGUUAAAUCGCCUCCGGUUAUCAUUGGAAAAAGGAGAAGGAAAUUAAGAAAAGCAGCACAUUUGGAAGUACAUAGGGAAGGCGAUGGCUCUAGUACUACAGAUAAUACACAGGAGGGAACUUUGCAGAACUACGGUACAAGCUCCUCUUACAGUAUUGGCACAGUCUUCAGAGAUAUCUGGCAUGCUGCUUUCUUUUUAUCAGGUUCAAAGAAGUCAAAAAAUUCUAUCGACAAAUCUACAGAAACUGACAAUGGUUACGUAUCAUUAGAAGGGAGGUUGACAGGUAAAAGCAGUGAAGAUGGAGUACACAUCCAUGAGCCUCAUAGUGAAACCGUCCAUUCUGAAGAGACCACAUGGGCAGCAGGAACUAACAGGACUCAUCAAGCCAAGCCAAUAUACAACAAAACAAAAACCGAUGCGCAGAGAUCCUUGGCUAAUGUUUCUGAUGAGGUUUCCAGUGAAGAUGAUCCCAGCACAGGAUACAUUGCACGGCGUAACAUGGAUCGGCCUCAUAAUGACAGUGUGCUCAGAAACAGAAAGUCUCAUCAUUACAAAAAGCACUAUACAACUGAGGAAAUGCAGAAAUCAGGCACCAGCUGUAGUUCCCGCUGUUCGAGUUCCCGACAAGAUUCUGAAAGCACCAGACCAGAGUCGGAAACUGAGGAUGUUCUGUGGGAAGAUUUGCUGCACUGUGCAGAAUGCCGUUCCUCCUGCAGCAGUGAGACGGAAGCCGACACUAAUCCUGCCAACUUAUGCAUUAAGAGGGAAUAUAGAGAUGAUCCUUUUCAUCAGGGUAAUCUGCCUUGGCUGCAUAGUUCUAAUCCUGGGCUUGAGAAAGUCAGUGCUAUUGUGUGGGAAGGAAAUGACUGCAAGAAAGCAGAUAUGUCUGUUUUGGAGAUCAGUGGAAUGAUAAUGAACAGAGUGAACAGCUAUACCCCAGGAAUUGGAUAUCAGAUAUUUGGGAACGUUAUCGCUCUAAUUCUGGGUCUGACUCCAUUUGUGUUUAGACUGUCUGAAUCAAGGGACAUGGAGCAGCUGGCAACACUCUCUGCUUCAGAACUGUACAUCAUUGCAUUUGGCUCCAGCAGUGACAUCAUGGUCAUAUCCAUGGUAGUGAUUAGUUUUAUUGUUCGGGUUUCCCUGGUCUGGAUUUUCUUUUUCUUAUUAUGCGUAGCAGAGCGGACAUACAAGCAGAGAUUACUGUUUGCAAAAUUAUUUGGCCAUUUGACUUCUGCCCGGCGAGCACGCAAGUCUGAAGUACCACACUUCCGUCUGAAGAAAGUGCAGAAUAUUAAGAUGUGGCUUUCUCUUCGGUCAUACUUGAAGCGUCGAGGUCCUCAGCGUUCUGUUGAUGUAAUCGUUUCAUCAGCUUUCUUACUGACUAUAUCCGCAAUAUUCAUAUGCUGUGCACAGCUUCUACAUAUUCAUGAAACGUUUCUGGAUUGUCACUACAACUGGGAACUAGUUAUCUGGUGUAUUUCUUUAACACUCUUUUUAUUGAGAUUUGUUACACUUGGAUCAGAAACCAGCAAAAAAUAUAGCAAUACCUCAAUUCUGUUGACAGAACAGAUCAAUUUGUACUUGAAAAUGGAGAAGAAGCCAAACAAGAAGGAAGAGCUGACUCUUGUCAACAAUGUGUUAAAAUUAGCAACUAAGUUGCUGAAGGAGCUGGAUUGUCCCUUUAGGUUAUAUGGUCUGACGAUGAAUCCUCUGCUUUACAACAUCACCCAGGUGGUCAUCUUGUCUGCAGUGUCUGGUGUCAUUAGUGAUCUGCUGGGAUUUAAUCUCAAGUUAUGGAAGAUCAAAUCAUGACAAUAAACAGAAGCUCUUCCUACUAGUUAUCUGAAGCAAGAUUAUGGACUUUCUGCGAGAAAGUAAACUGAUGCACAGCAGUUACUGUGGUUGUGUUCAGAAGCUAAAGCCUGUGGCAAGACAUGAAUUUCAAAACUGAAGUGUUUACGUCUGACUGACUUCAGUUUGUGCAAUCUUUUUUUUUAUUUAUUUACCUUCUCAGUGUUUGUUUUAUGUUUUUGUUUUAUUCUAUGAUUUUAGCUUUCACCCAUGUAAGGGGUAUGAGUGAACACCAUUCUAUAGCUCAGAAGACAUCAUCCAGUGAUUCACUGAACACCCUCCAUCUACCAGGCACAGAUUUACCUGAUGUACUUGUUUUGAUUAUUUUUUGUUUGUGUCAAGGCAUUUGUUUGUCAGGUGACCGAUCUUGUUAAAGAAUGAAAAAGUACCCAAGCCUACACUACUGAGGACUGAAGCCUCCAGACUACAGUAUUCUUUAGAAUAAAUCAUAAUCUGUUCAAAAAGCAGUGUGUGAAAUAUUACAUUAGGAAAUUAGUUGGUGAUCUUGGAACCAGCCUUGUUGGAUUGUCAAAAUUGGAAGUAGAAAGAAACAAAAUUGGAUCUACAAUACUAUUUAUAGAGGUACACUUCAUUUAAAGGGUACACUCACAAAUGAAAGAAAAACAAUACAAUCAGAAUUACUAUUUUGGUAAUAAUGGGUCACUGGCUGUAUCAAUCACAAUAAUCUGGCCACAGAGCCAAAAACGUAUUAGCGGUUUAGAAAGUUAUCUAAUGUGUUUAAAAAUUAUGCUCUAGUCUUAUUACACGUAACAGGCAGAGCUCCAUGUGUCUGUGCCCGCCCAAGAAAUAUAUAGAAAUUAGAUUUUUCGUAGAUGUAUAAUUAAACAUAUUAAGCACAUGAAUAGUAACUCAUAUCACAAUAAUUAUCUUUGGAUCUGUAGGCUGUUGUGGAAUAUAUAGAUUUUGCCAUGUGUGUAAACUCUUGUUGUAAAGUGUGGUUCUAAAUGAUCGAUGACGAUCACACAUCAUUUAAGAAUGCAGCUACAGAGUUAUGGUAUGCUACAUAAGUCGUAAAAACUGUCUGUAACAUUACUAUAAAAUAAGCUUUUUUUUUUUUUUUUUUAACCAAAGGAUGGGCACUGCGUGGUGCUAAUUCCAACGGAUGGUACACACACAGCUUUUUUUGGUCUUUAUUGCACUAAUAUAGUAGUUAAUUGGGAUAUUGUGUUUCCAUGCUUCUUGUAGUAAAUGACACAAAUACUGUGUAUGUGGAAAAAUGACAGAGCUUUUAUAAAAUGAUUUAAUUGUAACUGGGAUUUUAUGAAGCAUACUGUAUAUCGAAAAUGUUUAUUUGGUGCUCCUUGGAUGUUUGAUUAUAAAUCACAAGACUUAAUUUAUAGAAGCUAUAUUAAGACUGGGCAGUAGGUAAUGUUCUUUGUGCGAGAAUAUAUCCUCUUCUUAAAGCCAUUAACUCCUUAAUAUUGCAGCACCUUAAAAUCUUAUGCAUUUUUAUGCUUUACUGGGUCUUGUAUUGCAGUUAGAAUAAUUACAACACAAGUAGUGGUCAUCCUAAAAUAUAUGCACUAACAAGUCUAAUAAUGGUCUAAAUGAUCCUGGUAAGAUUACUACUGGGAAUCGGCUAGAUUAAUAUUUGCACUAAUAUUGGUCACUGUUACAUACCAGCAAUAUUUUAGCAUCCUUUAGCUGUAUACAAAGAUGGUCAGGUAAGCCUAAGGCUUGUUGUUAAGGCAGCAUCAGAGCUAUAGUACUGAUGUAUAUAACGAAAAGAAAGGAAGAAUGAACUGUUGACUUGGUCGGUUUUGUGUUAGAAAAUCAACAAUCAUAUUUGCUGUUUUUAGGUAGGACAUUCAUUUUUCCUUGUCCUGUAGACAUAUGCGCCAGUUGAAGUGUAACUAAAGGCAACGUUUACUUUUUUUAUUUUUCAGUUUUGGAUAGUUGAGAAAGAUUUGGAACACCUGUGAGUUUUUAUUACUGUCUGUUUCCCCAUUGGAUAGAUCCACCCUCUCUGUUUGUCUUGUUUACCGUUAUCACUGAAAGUGAGGGUAAAAUAAAAUUCCAAAUUUGGGUUGAAGCCAGAACAGAAAUAAAGGGGAAAUCUUCCAAUGACACCCUGGGAUUUCCUCACUUUGGGAUGAUUUCCUCUCACUUCCUGUUCUGGUUAUGGGACAGGAAGUGAGAGGAAAUCUCCUGGAUGGGUUACAGAUGGCAAGAAAAACUGUCAGAGUUUAUAACUUUAUAUUCUAUCCAAAAUGAAAAAAUCCGAUUUGCCUUUAGUUACACUUUAAAUAUUUUUAUAUAUCAGGGUCUGCUGGCAGGACUUAUAGGUGUGCAUGGCACCAUUGCUUGCUGUCACUCAGUUGUGGCACAAACUGAUUUUAAAGUGACACCAUCAGGCUAAAAAAAAAAAUGCUCCCUGCAUCAAAAGAGGUAUUAUACUCGCCUCCCCAGCAGCCUGGGAGUGUUAGAUGCCUGGGUCCCCUGCUGUGCACUGUGGUUCUUAAAUACCCUAUAUCACCAAAGCACACAACCGUUUGAGGAUGGAGAGACAGGUUUCCAACACUCCUAGAAUGCUGUCCUUUGGAGGCUGCAGUGCAGGAACAGUGAAGAUGGGAGACGUGGGCUACCAAAGAAAUUAGUAUAAUGCCUCUUUUAUUGCAGGGAACUUUAAGCUGGGUUCUUUUUCUUGAGCUUGACCGGGUCACUUCAAAAGGAAAACUGAGCUGCAAUGGACCACUAGGGGGGAAUUUAUCAAGACUUCAGCAGCCAGAAUUCGGAGCAGUUGUGCAUGGCAAUUGAUCAGCUUUUAGCUUCAGCUUGUUCGGUUAAGCUUUGAAAAUGCACGAGAGAAGAGAAUUGGUUGCCACACACAACUGCUCCCAGUUUUGCUAAAAUCCUCCAAUAGUCUGCACUUGUACAGUAUGUGACAUAUAUCCACAUAUAGGUGCUACUGAGUUUAAACAAUCAAUACAUCUAAUGUGCAGUUAAUGACUAUAAGGUUUUAUUUGUAUUGAUAAAGAAAUAUUCCCUAACAGAGCAAUAACUGUACAUGGUUUUGAUUUGUAGGCUUUUAUUAAACAAGUGCUAGAGGAGUAGUUGUGAAACACUUUGCUUGUUUGCAAUAUUGUAACAAUGCUGAUGAGCAAUUCUUAUUGUUACAGUCAUCUGUGUAUGAAUAUUUUGCUAAUUUUUGUUAUGUUAAAUGCUUUGCUUGUUGGUAAAAUAGUUAUCUCCAAAGUCAUUUCACAAUUCUUUCUCCGACCUUGCAUAUCGUUUAUUGUCUUGCUAUAACAAUCCAAUCCCAAAAGUAACACAAAUAAGAAUUGUAGCAAAUGGAUAUCUGUAGUUUUGUUUUGUUCUUGUUUUUUUUAAGAUAUUAAGCUUUUUUUUGUGAAAUGCCGUGUCUGUGUUGCUUUAAAUUUGCACCAUUUAAGGGGCAAUUAACUGUGUAUUUUAUUUUAGAUGUUCCUAAGAAAAAAUGGGUGCCAAAAUAACGGUGUUUUGAUAUAAAAUGACCUGUACAGUGUUGUCUUAUGUGACUUAAUUUGUAAAAGUGAAUAUUAGUAAAGCUGUUACAUUUGCA
Messenger RNA from Rana temporaria (common frog), 6068 nucleotides. It is a transcript of the gene PHTF2, whose product is annotated as putative homeodomain transcription factor 2. The transcript is spliced from 19 exons. NCBI's taxonomy places the organism in Eukaryota, Metazoa, Chordata, Amphibia, Anura, Ranidae. The coding region runs from base 185 to 2467 and encodes 760 amino acids. Gene Ontology annotation, cellular component: endoplasmic reticulum. The record is from RefSeq and is a predicted model, not a curated record.